This is a messenger RNA of Paramecium sonneborni, 1179 nucleotides long. Lineage: Eukaryota; Ciliophora; Oligohymenophorea; Peniculida; Parameciidae. The record is from the annotation of a GenBank genome assembly.
AAUAAUUUAAAAAUGGAGCAAACAUAUACAUUUACAAUUGAAUCAAAGAAAUAAAAUAUUGAUGCUCUUACUGAAGAAUAAUAAUAAGAAUUCAAAGCUAAUGCUGACAAAUGUGAAAUUAUUGUUUUGAAAGGCAAUAGUUACUCAAAACAAUUUUUCAAUCAAUUUGCAGAACACAUUUCAACCGCCAAAUAAUUACAAGUAACAAACAAUUAAUAAAUUAGAAAAUCAAUGCAAAUGAUAUCUUUGUUGGUAAAGGAAAAGAUGAAAUUCCUCAAUCAUUAUAAGUAUGAUUUAAUCUAAAUUUUAGAUAUUAGGAAAUAGUCUAAUAGGAUUAAAUAUUUUAAGUCUUGAUUUAUCUAAUAAUGCAGUCAAUCCUUUUGGAGCUGAGGCAUUAAAACCUUUUCUUAAAUAAGCCCAUUAAUUAUAGAAACUUUUCUUAAAUAAUUGUGGUUUAGGAAUUAGAGGAGUUGCUUAAGUUUCAGAAGGAUUAUAAGAAGGAGAACAUAAUUUACAAAUCUUAGCUAUUGCAAGAAAUAGAGCUGAAUGUGAUGGUGCUAUUGAAAUAUCAAAAGCAUUCCCAACAUGUAAAAAACUUAAAGAAUUACAUAUCUAUUAAAAUGGAAUCAAAUAGUUAGGUAUGAUAGAAUUACUAUCAUCAUUAAAUAAAAACUGCUCUGAAUUAACUACUAUUGAUAUUAGAGAUAACUUUGUUCAUGAAGCAACAACUCAAGUUUUAAGUGAACUUAUUGUAAAUUGUGUUCAUUUGACAGCUAUCAAUAUAUCUGAUUGCAAUAUUUAAGGAAAAUAAAAUAAACAAAUUUUGGAGGCUUUAACUAAACUUGUUAAAAUUGAAAGAUUAGGAUAUAAUUAUGCAGAAUUGAAUGAUGCUUAAGGAAAUGAAUUGUAUGAAACUAUUGCUAAAUAAGUUGAAAAUAUUACAGUAUUAAUUUAUUAUUAUCAUCUAAGAAAUUGGAAUUGAAAGGAAACGAAUUCAAAAAGGCUACUAAAUAAAAGUUUAAGGAAUUAUUUGCUACUAAAGAAAAAGUUCUUGGACCCUUUGAUAGUGAUGAUGAAGAUGAGGAAGAAGCAGAUGAACUGUAAAAAUUAUUCAGUCAGUUGGUUAUUUGAAAUCAUGAAAUAAAUAUUAAUAUGUUAAAUAAAUAUAGUAUUUAAAAU